Messenger RNA from Selaginella moellendorffii, 522 nucleotides. RefSeq names its product U11/U12 small nuclear ribonucleoprotein 25 kDa protein-like. The coding region runs from base 47 to 445 and encodes 132 amino acids. The transcript is spliced from 4 exons. Gene Ontology annotation, biological process: mRNA splicing, via spliceosome. Lineage: Eukaryota; Viridiplantae; Streptophyta; Lycopodiopsida; Selaginellales; Selaginellaceae. The record is from RefSeq and is a predicted model, not a curated record. Gene Ontology annotation, cellular component: U12-type spliceosomal complex.
UUUUUGGUUUUUCCUUCCCGAGGAGCCCUAGCUCGCUUGAAACGAGAUGAAGAUCCGAAAGGCGAAGCAAGAACAUGGCCCAAUCUUCUCCGAGGAUACACUGGCAGCGAAGAUCAUGAAUGUCAAUGUAUUGAAACUGGAUGGAACAGCCUUUGAGAUUUCGGUGCUGGACGGCGCGAGCGUGGCCGAUCUCAAGGCAUCGCUGGAAUUCACCGCGAAUGAUCUCCAGAAGAAAUCUUUGGGGCAGGGCUCUGGCAGCAUAGAUUGGGAUCAAGUAUGGGCUAAUUUCUGCCUGUGCUACAUGAAUCAAAAGCUCCUGGACGAUUCAGCGACACUGCGAUCAAUUGGAAUACAACGCGAUGAUCAGAUCACGUUUGUUUGCCACAAGAGCUGUCAAAACACUCGAAGAAAACGCUGGCUUGGGGGAUGCUUCGCUCAUCCAUGAUCUCUUGUCCUUUCUCAAGUUAACUCUCUCUCAAUUGUAAAUAGAACACUAACAGAGAAUGAAAGAAAACUUCCAUC